AGCUCCGGCAGCGCCAGAGCGGUAACGCAGCGCUCCGUAGGCUCCAGCCCGUCCGCCGGUAUCGCGCUCUCCGUCCGCUUGCCAGCAUGAAAGCCUUCAGCCCGGUGCGGUCCGUCAGGAAAACCGGCCUCUCGGAGCACAACCUGGGCAUCUCCCGGAGCAAAACCCCCGUGGAUGAUCCCAUGAGCCUGCUGUAUAACAUGAACGACUGCUACUCCAAGCUGAAGGAGCUGGUGCCCAGCAUCCCGCAGAACAAGAAAGUGAGCAAGAUGGAAAUCUUGCAGCACGUCAUCGACUACAUCCUGGACCUGCAGAUCGCCCUGGACUCGCACCCUAGCAUCGUCAGCCUGCACCACCAGAGACCCGGGCAGAACCCUUCCUCCAGAACUCCUCUGACCACCCUCAACACAGACAUCAGCAUCCUCUCGCUACAGGCGUCCGAGUUCCCCUCAGAGCUCAUGUCAAGCGAUAGCAAAGCACUUUGUGGCUGAAUCAAACGGUGUUCCACUGAUGAGAUUUUUUUUUUCUUUUGCACAAGAAAAUGUCUACAGGAUUUUUUUUUUUUUUUUGAGGUGCUGAAUUUAUUUUUCAGCUGUAUCUGGAGGGGGAAAUCCACGUUCAAGAAAAAGGACCUUUUAAAAUAAUUAAAGAAGAAAAAAAAAUCAAGUUUGAUCUUUAUCCCCACCCCAUUUUUCAACUUGGACUGAACCUAGUUAUUUAUGAAGAGACUCUUAAAUACCCUUUCCCUAGUUGGAAGGCUUCCUUUAUAUACUAUUCCCAACGUGGGGAGCGAAACAAAAAUCUCACAAGGAGUUGCCCAUUUUAAAGCAGACUUUGCCUUUUUUCCAAAGGUGGAGCGUGAGUACCAGAAGGAUCCAGUGUUCAGUUUUUUAGGAAAGUCUGUGGUCAGAAAUUACCUUUUUGACACAAACCUAGGACUGAAUGCUGUGUAUAUAUUUAUAUAUAAAUAUAUAUAUAUGAGUGAAACCUUGUGAACUCUUUAAUUAGAGUUUUCUUGUAUAGUGGCAGAAAUAUACAUUUCUGCAAAAAAUGUAAUGAUGUACUUAAUCAUGCUAAACUUUUUAUAAAAGUUUAGUUGUAAACUUAACCCUUUUUAUACAAAAUAAAUCAAGUGUGUUUCUUGAACUGAUUGCUUGCUUUAUUCUUUGGGGACCAACUGUUUGCUGGCUUUGAUUUGUGUUGUUUUUGUUGUUGUUCUUGGGUUUUGGUUUUUUUUUUUCUUAAGUACUUAUACAUUGUUAUGAAUUUAUCAAGUAAAAAUUCAAAUAUGUAGAGACUAUAAAGAAUAAAAUUACCUGAAGUGAA
This is a messenger RNA of Hirundo rustica (Barn swallow), 1326 nucleotides long. It is a transcript of the gene ID2, whose product is annotated as inhibitor of DNA binding 2. The transcript is spliced from 3 exons. Gene Ontology annotation, cellular component: cytoplasm; nucleus. Lineage: Eukaryota; Metazoa; Chordata; Aves; Passeriformes; Hirundinidae. Gene Ontology annotation, biological process: circadian regulation of gene expression; negative regulation of transcription by RNA polymerase II; cell differentiation. The record is from RefSeq and is a predicted model, not a curated record. The coding region runs from base 87 to 491 and encodes 134 amino acids. Gene Ontology annotation, molecular function: protein dimerization activity; transcription regulator activity.